This is a messenger RNA of Fusarium venenatum, 306 nucleotides long. Lineage: Eukaryota; Fungi; Ascomycota; Sordariomycetes; Hypocreales; Nectriaceae. The record is from RefSeq and is a predicted model, not a curated record.
AUGGCUAUAUUGGAUGCGCCAACAUUUUAUCUUGCUGAGGUAUUCGCUGCCAAAGACUCAAAAUGCCACGAUGCCAUCCCCGGUAAUCGGAAACCCUUACGGCAUUAUGGCAACCGACCUGACGAUCUUGCCGCCAUAAGCCAGAUGGGUAAUCUCGCGCCUCUCGAUAACAAACUUGCCCUUCCUGGACGAAGCUUCGGUCUAAACGCCAAUGAGCCAUGCCAAGUCCAAGUUGGUGCAGCGAAUGAGCAAUAUGCGGAAAAGACAAUGCCUUUGCGAAAUUCAGAACAUUGCGGUGAACCGUGA